This is a messenger RNA of Paramormyrops kingsleyae, 1636 nucleotides long. The record is from RefSeq and is a predicted model, not a curated record. NCBI's taxonomy places the organism in Eukaryota, Metazoa, Chordata, Actinopteri, Osteoglossiformes, Mormyridae.
CCAAAAUUUUGAUUAUCGUAUGCAGGAAGGGAGUCACUUUCAGAGGCAGAGAGAAUUUUGCUGCAAAUUGUUGGUGAAAACUCAGAUAUUGAGUUGUCAGAUGAGGAAGAUGAAAAUGCAGAGUUUGAGGCAGAGUCAGAGGAGUCAGAAAGCACAGAUGAUGAAGUUCAGACAGGGCAAACAGAGACAGAAGAGUCAGCGAGGGAGCAACCAUCCACAUCUAGUCGUCGUCUCCACUGGGCCAAGACUACAAUAUUCAACCCCCAACUGGAUGAUCCUCCAAUAAUUCACAGCAGUGAUGCCCCUACACGCAAUAACUGGACCCCAAAGCAAUAUUUUGAACAGUACAUUGAUGACUCUGUGUACAAAGAAAUGGCUAUGUUCACAAACCAGCGUGAGGUCCUUUUGUCUGGAGCACCAAUUAACACCACCCCUGAAGAGCUGAAGACAUUUUUUGGAAGUUCUAUCUACAUGGCCUGUCUUGGUUAUCCAAAUAUUCAGAUGUAUUGGGCCUCAAACACCAGAGUUCAAAUAGUUCUACAAGCUAAGACAAUCUAUUAAGAUCAUCAAUGACCUGGAUGUUUCAGAUGAGGAAAAAAGAAGAGACCUCUUGUGGAAGGUCAGGCCCCUUCUGAAAAAAGUGAGGAAAGGAUGUUUGAGUCUUCCAAGAGCACAAAAACUGUCCGUUGACGAGCAAAUGAUUCCUUUUACUGGCCGCUGCCCAGUUCGCCAGUAUGUUCCGGGCAAACCAUACCCAACUGGAUUGAAGGUGUUUGUCUUGGCCACACCAAAUGGCAUGGUCUUAGAUUUUGUUGUGUACCAAGGCAAGACCACCUUCCCAAUCACAGCAGGACAGGGCAUCGGAGCACAAGCUGUUCUUCAUUUGACUGAGUCCAUUCCCAGAGGAACCCACUUGUUCUUUGACCGGUACUUUAUGACUGUUGACCUUUUGAACACCCUGGUGGAGAAGGGGCUGACAGGAACUGGAACUCUGAUGAAGAACAGAAUUCCAAAGGAGUGCAACAUUAUAGGGGACCAGGCCAUCAAAAAGAAAGGAAGAGGGACAUCUGAGAUGGUGGUCAGACGAAGCCCUCCUGAACUUGCUAUCAUUAAGUGGUUUGACAAUAGGCUAGUGGUCAUGUCAUCCUCUGCCUAUGGCAUUGAGCCUCAAGACACAUGCAAUAGAUGGUCUAAGAAGGACAAAAGGUAUGUUCAGGUGUCAAGACCACUGGCAGUGGCUGAGUACAACAGCAACAUGGGUGAGUUAGACAUGGCCGACCAAAUGCUAAGUUUCUACAGGAUGGCCACUCGUACUCGGAAGUGGACGGUGCGUGUAAUUUUGCACUUUUUUGAUUUGGCAAUCACCAAUGCAUGGCUUCAGUACAGGAAUGAUUACCAGCUUCAAGGGAAGAAACCACUGAAGUUUCUUGAAUUCAAAUUGCUCCUUGAGACCCAGGACAGCCUUGAAGGUGAAAGAUUGGCAUUGGUAUCUGAGGUUAAGAAGAGACAUAAUGAUAAAGUUGUCAAUGAAAAGAUGGCCAAGACCUUCGCAUACAGGAGGCAGGAGGUCGUCAGAGACAAGCCCAUGAUCGCGGAGUUCAAGAUCAGAUGGCCAGGACUUUUCACUGUGGCAGAG